CGAGGAGGGGAUGAAGGCAGGCAUCGCCAUCAAGCCCAGCACCUCCGUCGACGUCCUGUGGGACAUUCUCGAGAGCAAGGAGGAGAUUGAGCGACCGGAUAUGGUUCUCGUCAUGACCGUCGAGCCCGGUUUCGGCGGGCAAAAGUUCAUGCCCUCAGAGCUGCCCAAGGUGAAGGCGCUCCGCGAGCGCUAUCCAGACCUGAACAUCGAGGUAGAUGGCGGGCUGGGCCUGGGCACGAUCGACCAGGCUGCGGAUGCAGGCGCCAAUGUCAUCGUGGCUGGGUCGGCCGUGUUUGGAGCCAAGGAUCCGGCAGAUGUGAUUGCGAAACUGAGAGAGGCUGUUGAGAAGCGGCGGCGUUAA
This is a messenger RNA of Rasamsonia emersonii CBS 393.64, 361 nucleotides long. RefSeq names its product Ribulose-phosphate 3-epimerase. The annotation marks the transcript as partial. NCBI's taxonomy places the organism in Eukaryota, Fungi, Ascomycota, Eurotiomycetes, Eurotiales, Trichocomaceae. The record is from RefSeq and is a predicted model, not a curated record. Gene Ontology annotation, biological process: pentose-phosphate shunt, non-oxidative branch; carbohydrate metabolic process. Gene Ontology annotation, molecular function: D-ribulose-phosphate 3-epimerase activity; metal ion binding. Gene Ontology annotation, cellular component: cytosol. The transcript has 2 exons.